CUAAACUGACCCUGUAUGGGGGAUUCGGCUCUCUCGGGUUGUGUUAAAUGGGCUGUUAAGUAAAUCACAGACGGAUUCGCGCAGACAGUCCGCGGCGGCGCUUUAAACGCCUCGGAUUGACCGGAAACGAAGUGAUUUAGCCAGUUAGCCUCAGAGCUACUCUAGACCCGCUAGCUGCUCGGCUAACGCAGCGCGGCGGUGUCCCUGCUGCUGUAGACUGAAGAAGGAUGCAGACGAUAAAGUGCGUCGUGGUUGGCGAUGGGGCUGUGGGGAAAACAUGCCUUCUCAUCUCGUACACCACCAAUGCUUUCCCGGAGGAGUACAUCCCCACCGUGUUCGACAACUACAGCGCUCAGAUGAGUGUGGACGGUCGCACGGUCAGCCUCAACCUCUGGGACACAGCGGGGCAGGAAGAGUAUGACCGCCUGCGCACGCUUUCCUACCCACAGACCAACGUCUUCAUCAUCUGUUUCUCCAUCGGCAGCCCCUCCUCGUAUGCUAAUGUUCGACACAAGUGGCAUCCCGAGGUUUCACACCACUGCCCCAGCGUGCCCAUCCUCCUCGUGGGCACCAAGAAGGAUCUGCGUUCUGACAGCGAAACCGUGAAGAAGCUGAAGGAGCAGAACCUGGCACCCACCACCCACCAACAGGGCAGCGCGCUGGCCAAACAGAUUAAUGCGGUUAAGUAUUUGGAGUGCUCAGCGCUGCUCCAGGAAGGUGUCAGAGAAGUGUUUGCAGAAGCGGUGCGUGCCGUGCUUUACCCAGUCACCAAAAAGAAUUCCAAGAAGUGCGUGCUUUUGUAGUCGCUUUGCUCCCCCAGGAGACUGCCAGUGGAAAUGGACACGCAGCAGUCGGUGGACAGACGUACAUGGGAUGAUCCUGGUGUCGAUAGCCAUUUUUCCUCCUUCACGUCUCUCUCUUUUUUUUAACCACUCUACGUAUUGUUUUUGGCUCCCUGAUUUGUGUUUUGCAGUCACCAAAGUAUGCGCUCUUCGCUGUAACUGAACCAUUCGCUCCUGUUGAUUUUUAAACCACUCUCCUUUCUGGCCUCUUUCCUCGUCUCGGAACGAUGUGGUUGUCAAGAUCGCUUGCACUUACCUCAGUGACUGUGGAAAACGGAAAACGCAACAUAAAUGGAAAUAUUCCGCUAAUAAAAUAUAAAGCAAUACACAUGAGGUUGGUUGAGGUUCUGACCCGUGUUGGCCCGGUGGUGGAGGAUGACGGUCGCCUGAGCUGGCAGUGAUUACUUGAGCAGCCUCUGAGGAGAGAAGCAGAGCUCUUCCUUCUGUCUGACAUGACACUUCUUCUACAUUCAUAUUUGUUUUUAAUGUACUCAGAAAUCCAGCUCUGAUUAUCACCCGGUGCAAAAACAACAUGCCAGUGAGAAAAGACCGUUAAGUGAUCCGGGCUCUAUUGGCAAUAAGCCAUGAUCUUGAUUCUUAACUAAAUACCUGAGAACGAGCUUUUUUCCCAGAACCUUUUUGAUAUGCAUUGUAUUUCACAACUGCCAGUGUAACAUCCAGGAAGUCAUCAUGUUAGCUGAGUCGGGUCUCAGUCUGGUGUGAUGGGCUUCUAAAAUAUGUGCCUUAUCCAAAAGGUCACAGUGGGUUUGGGCUACACAAAAGGCUGUAACUGUAUAUGGAGGCUGUAUGACAGUACCUGGCGGAGCUAAGUCUAGUCUAGUCUUGUCAAAAUGACUGUACUGUUAUCAGACUAUCAUAAGUCUGUAGCCCAAACUUCCCUGUUGCCUUUUUCUUUCGUUUAUGCAUAAAAAAUUUACCCAUAAAGAUCUAUGGAAUGCCUUACUGACACACCUGCAGUGGCCUCGUAAGCCUAAUUCUAAAUGCCUGAUCUAUUUCUAAAGUUGUCCUUAAAGUCCCUGCCUGUCUUUUUAUAAAUAUCUGAAGCUUCCCGACGUCGUUGCCUAGUUACAGGUUCUCCCGUGUGCCCUCUGCCUAUGACUGAGCACACGAUUCAGUAACGGCCGCAGUGCUGGGACGGAAGAACAAAGCCAUGAAAGUAAAUGGAGCGUUUGUCCCCUGUGCCCGGAGGUUGAGCACCAGGCAUCCGGGCUGCUCCGGUCGGAACCCUCAGUGUCUAGCGCAGUGUCAUUCCCAUGACGCAUCGCUGCAGGACUGGGUGGAUGUUCUGGAUAUUUUACAGCUACAGUUAACAUAUCAUAUCUGCCCAGCACUUACACCCGGUUUAGUCACAGGCAUUAGCCCCCAUAUGGUGGAACCAUUCGCAUGCAGCGUUAUAUAUUUACAUAAAGCUGCAACAUUUACUCCUUGAGGAAAAUAAUUAGAGGAAUAUUCUUGUUCAUGCAGGUUCUGUGGGAUGAUCAUAACUGACAUGUAACUUUUGGGAUAUGAAGCUUAUCGACACCAGCUGUUUUUUACUGACUAAUUGAAAUGUCAAUUCUUGAUUGAGGUAUUAGUAAAUGACUUUGCAGUGCAUGUGCAGACUGCUGCAGUUUGCAGAUACCGAUAUCACCAUAUCGAGACCUGGUUACACCAGAAUAUUCAGAAUACACAUAACUGGACUGGUCUUUGGCUCUAACACAGAUAAUAAGAGCAUAUGAACGCAGGAAAGUUGUUUUUGUGCCUUUUUGUUUUACACUCUGAAAUGCUUGAUACCUGUGGGCUGCGGAGACGCUGUUCACAGUGACUGCCUUAAACAGAAAAAGGUGCCUUUUGUACUCAACCAAAAUCAUGUUUAUUGUCUGGUUUAGAUCCCUAAAACACCCCUGAUCUGUUUCUCUCGGUCCAGACAGUGAUUUAAUAUUUGGCAAACUGCGUUACAUAAGCUUAACCGUAAGUCAGAGUGUUUUGCAUCUCAGAGGCGAGUCUAAGUGUAAUGUGGUUGUGAUGAAGGCGGCUGCCUUUCGGUUUUAAUCAUCUGGAAAUGUGAUGCCUGUACGCCUGCACAUGUGUGAUCGCCAUCUCGGGUUUUGUGGCAGAUACAAAUGCAAAACUGACAUGACUGAACUCUACUGUGGUUUCAAUGCUGAAGGGGCACCUAGUUUCCUUCUCAGCAUCAUGCUAAAAAAGAUGUUGCACAUUUCUGUAUGCGACAAGGUCUCCGAGUUGUUGUAACGGUUAGACGUGCAUUUCAACUCUUAAUAGCUUUUAUUUUGCAAUUUUACUUUUGAUUUUUUGUCUACAAAACAGCCAAAGAGUGCCUUUGGAUGCAAAGAUGUCAGAUUUCUCUUAUUGAGUAAAUGGACCUGCUCUUUUGUGAGUAAUUUUUAAAAAAAUAGUAAAUAUCUUUAUAAGCCAUUGUUUAUUUUUGCUUUUCUUGCCUUUUUAUUGGAUAGAAUACCACAAAAACCAAAUUCACUGAUCGAUCUGUUAUUGUCAUGGAGGUGUUUGUGAGAGAAAAGCCCUCAGAACUGAAAACUGUGGAAAGGAUGAAUCUGAGAGCGACUUGUCUGUUGGUGAACCAUUCCUUGUUAUUUCUUUCCCUUCUUCACUGUAAUGCUGUCAGAAUUGAACAGACGAGGCCCCACGCCGCCUCCGUCUGCCUGCUAUGGUGUAUGGUACUACAUUUAUACACUGGGAACUUGAUUUUGUCGAAAUUGUCAUUUUUAUAACAAAACAUUUGUAUAAAUGAACUAACAGUGUAAUAAUUUUAAAUUAUGCUAAAUAAAAUUAUAAUUUACGAUUCA
Colossoma macropomum (tambaqui) is the source of this 3667-nucleotide messenger RNA. RefSeq names its product ras homolog gene family, member Gd (gene rhogd). Gene Ontology annotation, cellular component: plasma membrane; cell projection; cytoplasmic vesicle. The record is from RefSeq and is a predicted model, not a curated record. Gene Ontology annotation, biological process: actin filament organization; small GTPase-mediated signal transduction; regulation of actin cytoskeleton organization. NCBI's taxonomy places the organism in Eukaryota, Metazoa, Chordata, Actinopteri, Characiformes, Serrasalmidae. The coding region runs from base 228 to 803 and encodes 191 amino acids. Gene Ontology annotation, molecular function: GTPase activity; GTP binding; protein kinase binding. The transcript is spliced from 2 exons.